UCUUCCUCUCUCGACCGAAAACCUCCUCAAACGUCGUCGUCGUCGUCAUCGCUGUGCUGUGUGGGUUUAGGGUUUAUCAAUCACCGAAUUUUUCGUGCCCACAGUAUCUAUCACUACUGUCUCGGGCUUCUCGGUCGCCAUGGAAGAUGGUGAUGAUGCCGGGUAUGAGAGAGAGGAGAUUCUUCCUAUGUUUGUAGAUAAAGUGUCCCACGAAGCUAAAUUGAAAGAACUAUUGCGUAAUAUUACUUCAUUUGAACUUAAGUUAUGUUCACAUGCUUCAAAGGAGUUUAUCAAGUUGCUUAGAGGUGGUACUGGAGUUGAAUUACUCCGGGAAUAUGUACAUACUUCAUUGAAUUUUUCGGAGCUUCUACAAGCUUGGAAGAUUCGACAGGGGAAACCCGGGUUGUCGUAUAUAUUUUCUUUAAUUUCAGCUAUUUUCAGUCAUCCCGAUGGGAAAUACAAACCAGACAAUUUGGAUGGGGGCGCUAUUAGCAGGGCACUUGACAAAUUUGCUCGUGUGAUCAUUGAAGAAAAGUUGAUUGAUGUUGAUAAGGAAUUGAAAAGUAAAGAAGCGAAGCGCCAGAAUGCUGCACUCUUGUUGUUAGCUUCUAUAAUUAGACGUGGUUCGGGUUUGGCUUCAGAAGUUGCUAAUAAAUUUGAUUUCAAACUCCUUCCUAAGCUUGCGGAGUAUAGACAAAAGCAAAUUGAGAUGAAGAGGAAGCAUUCUACAAGAAUAUCAUUUGUUGAGUUUGCAAUGUCAUUUUUGGAAAUCGGGAAGCCAGGAUUGCUUAGAUGGGUUCUGCAGCAGAAGGAAAUGUAUUCUGGUGUUCUUUGUGGGCUUGGGAAUGACGAUGAUGACACGGUUGUUUAUGUUCUGUCCACCUUGCGUGAUAGGAUUCUCACGCCAGAGUCAUUGGUACACCCAGGUCUUCGGAGUGUACUCUUUGGGCGUGUUACUCUUGAUCAGUUGGUUAACAUUUCUGGGAGGGAAAAUGGUGGGCUUGCAGCAGAGAUUGCACACAAUGUUCUAGUUAUGGUUUGUACCGACCCAUCAAAUGGGUUGAUGCCAGAUUUGAAGAGACAACCUAAUCCAUUGAGAGGGAAUCCAAAGCGGCUCUUGGGUGUCAUGAAGAAGCUAAAAGCAACAGAUAUUGACUACCACAAUGACCUGCUUUUGGCCAUUGUUAAAGGGAGGCCAUCACUUGGUUCAGCAUAUAUGGAUGAGUUUCCUUACAAUGUUGAAGAUCAUGCAUCGCCAGCCUGGUUUGCUGCCAUUUCGCUGGCUGCCAACUUGGUUUCCUCAGUGGGCACUGGCCUUUCUUUUGGUUUCCUUGAUUCUCAGCUUCAUGACAAGGCCUCCUUUAACAGCCCAGAUGUGCAGAGUGUUAUAAAAUGCUUAGGUCCUCGUCCAUUCACCCGAUUGGUAAUCAAUAAAGGGUUGCUUCACUCUGAUUCUCUUGUAAAACAUGGAACUCUAAGGUUUGUUUUUGAGGUUCUGAAGUUACUGGACUCUUUCAUUUUUGCUAUAAACAGUAGAUCUUGUUCCAACAGUCAAACAACGCAGAUGUUGGUGUCUCUAAAGCACAAUAUUCAGACUGAAGUCCGAACUUCGCUUCCUGAUCCUCAAGUUCUAUUUUCAUUGCUUUCUGCGCUCAAUAGUCACUACAAGAGUCUUGAGUCAGGUUUAAAGAGAAAAGCAGAUGCAGAAAUUCCACUUGAGCAUGAUUUGAUUAAUAUGAAGAAAUUAAAAACUGAUUCUAUGAAUGAGGGCUUGGAUAUUCUUGUAAGCGGGAUUAGUUCAAAUCCAGACAAUGCAAAGCAGGGGUACAGUGGUGAAGUUCUUGGUACUCAUAAUGUGGUUGAAUUGGAUGAUGCGGAUGAUUGUGUGAAGGCAAUUAUAAAAAUUUGGGGUUCGCACUGGUGCUCUAUUCCUGGUUUGGCAUUAAAGGAUUUAGAAACAUUCUUUCACUCUAAGUUACUUGACACUCUUAAAUUCUAUCAUCGGACUAUGCCUGAUGUGUUAGAGGGAUCCUUCGAUUUCUUUAAAGUUCUCCCCAGCAAUCCUUUAUCAUCACCGACUAUUCUGCAGCAAUCUCUGUUGUCUUUCCUCACAGAACACAUUGGGUGGUUUCCUAACUGCCGGUUUCCGACCAGAAUCCCACCACUAAUGUACAAGCAUCUGCAUCCAUUUAUUAAUUUGCUCAUGUAUUCACCUAUUAGAGACAUAAAGGAUCAAGCCCAUGUUUUGGCACGGGCAGCCAUGUCAAGUACUGGUGCAUUUGACAAGAACCCAUGGGAAAUUGGUGCAUGGUUCUUAUUUCUGCCUGGCUAUUCCACUGGCAACAUUUUUGUUGCAGACCAAGGCGUUGAAGUGUAUCAGAAUCUGUCUCCACCCGUUGUUUCAUUUUUAUGUGAUUCUGUUUCCACAGUGGGAAACAACUUAUUCAAAUAUUGGGAUCUUUUGAGGAGUCAUUCCAACAAAUUAAAAGGCGUAAAAGUUGUAUCUCCUGAUUUCAGCCCUCUCGUCAUUUGUGUCCUAGAGAAGUGUCUAAGGUUGCUCAGUUCUGAAUCUGGGAUCUUCACAUUACCUGAGAAAUCAAUGAUAUCAUUAUACGUAUGCAACACAAUAAGAUAUCUCUUGCAAACUCAGGUAGAAGCUGGAUUGCUUGCUUCCUUGAUUGACCUGUUAUUAUCUGAGAGACUUGAAGACCGUUUAUCUUUAGUUGAUGUUUCUGAGGAUUUAUGUGAGUGGAGGCCAUUGAAGAACUUGUUACUUUUUUCAAAGCACAUUAAAGAUCGUCAAAGUUGUAGCACUGCUUCUGUUGUUAGAGAAGCAGUGCAUACUGACAAUUCUUUUGUUAACACACUUGGCGAAGUCAAAAAAUUUGUAAAGAGUAGGCAUGGUGGUGAAUUGGCUGGAAUAACUAAAGCAUUUUCCUUUUCAUUGAUGUGUACCACGCCUUCUGAGAUAUUACAGAAUUUCCCAUCAGUUAUAUCAGUUUCACAACACUUGGUUGGAGUUCCUCUAUCAUUCUUGUCAUCCAUAUUUUCUCUUGAACAAAGUCUUCUUGGUGAUGUUGCCAAGUUAUGGCCUGAAAUGUUCUUUAAUUGUCUGGAAAUGGUUGUUGCUAUGAUCCAUGAUGAAGGCAAAUAUGAUUCCCCAAAACAGCCUUUCCAGUCUUCGUCUCAUGAAGGACUAAUUUGUAACAUUGAAAUUGACGCAGCAGAGUCUGCUUCGGCUGCUUUUAGUCUUUUUCUGAAGCAGGUGCCGUUCUAUGUGUUAUUUCCGGCAAUUGUAAGCAUUGGUAGUCCCUGUUUGUUGGUGUCAAAGCUACAAGACUUGCUUUUGGCUAAAUUAAAUGAGUUGACAUCUGAUCACUUAGUUUUGUCUUUCCGCCUCGUGUUAUUCUGGGUCUAUCAGAUACAGUCACCUUGUAAUAUUAAACCAUUUGGUGAAAUGGAACAGCUUUAUGGAACAUGCUUCAUCCUCAUAGAGCGCAUGUUGGCCCAACUUUUUGUUGUAAAACCUGCUUCUGGUCAUUCAACAAUUAUUGAGGCUGCUUUGUCAUUGCACCACAUCCACGAAGUGGUUGAAACUAUUUUCUCACAUCCUGCAGUGACAACAUCACUUGAAAGCCCUCUGGUCUGUAGUGAGAAAUUGACAGAUGGAAUCUUUGAGAACAGUUUGGGGAAUUUUCUUCAUUUGUCCAGACAGGAAGUUCAUACAAUGAAUUAUCAUGUUCUGAAUUUGUUGACAACAACUUCCAACCACUUGUUAUCUUUUUUCAGUGGCCAAGGGGCUAUCUUUAUAGUUGAUGACUGUGCAAACAAACAGAUUGUAAAGGCUUUCAAAGCUCUGGUUCAGAAGCUGAUUGUGACAUUCAGGGAGAAGUUUGAUCUUUGCAUAAAGACUAAAGAUCUGGUGUCUCUUGUACCAACAUUAUAUGCUUUAUAUACUUUGAUCCGUUUCAUAUCCCCCUUUGAGCUGCUUGAAUUAGUGCAUUGGAUAUUUUGUAGAAUUGAACUGAAUGAGUUGACAAUUUCGGAAUCUUUCAAAAAUUCUGCUCUCUCUGUGGGAUUAUGUAUUGCUGGUGGUGCUUUUCAAAUGUUAUCAGAUUAUUUGCAGCAGCCAUGUACAAAAAGAUUUUGGGGAAUAGAAGAAAACAAUUCUGAUGUUGAUUUGCUUGAGAGAAUUUAUUUUCGAGUAGUUGAGAUUGCCACACGUUCUGAGCUAAAUGUUGCGGAUUUAUGUUUGCUGCAAGCUGUUAAUGUUGUACGCAUACAUAAAUUUAUGCAGAAUCAGUGUAUUCCUUUUGGUAUGGCCAUGUCAAGAGUGAUAUCAAGGACUCCUUUAAUAGUGCUUUCUCAUUGCAUCCACAGGAUAAGCAUGACCAAAGCUAAAUUAUUGUUUCUUCUUACUGAAGUGAGUCCCCUGCAUCUGUCAGUGUUUGGGCAAUUAUUUUCUGAUAUUGUGAAGAAAGAUAUGCUUUGUAAGGAUAAUGUGAUGGAAAAUACCAGUAACUAUACUCUUUCUGACGAGGAUUUGAUGCUACUUCUGCCUGUUGCUUUGUCAUAUUUAAAUUCAAGUUUCUUGAAAUUUGGAGAACACUUUCACAAGCAUUUUAGAAGUAUUCCUUCAUUUUAUAUGAGGAUCAUCUUGGAUGGUUUUGUUAACUGGAAGACUUAUGUCUCUCAAGACAUGUUUCAGGUAGAAUAUGGUGAAUCAUUGCCAUCAUCUUCAGAGGAUAUUCUCAAUCUUGUCAAUGAAAGUCUUCUUGGAAAAGCAAUACAUAUGUUGAAGUAUUGCCUUGCCUUAAAGCGGGAUUCUAAAUUGAAAAAGCGAUUGAAGCUGUUCGAUUCUGUUUGUCCAUGUGAUGAGGCACCCGAUAAUCUGCUGGAUUGUGAUGCCAAUGCAAUUGAUGCUUCCUCACUUAAUGAGUCCUUAAACAUAAUGAAUAGAGUUGUUGCAAAGGUGACCUUUUGUAGGAUGCUAUUAUUUCCUAAGUGUGAUCAGAUUCAGUCUCUGCUAAGGAAUGGAGAUGGUUACAUGAAGGAGAUAGCUUCUGAAGAGGGAUCUAGUAAGGAGAACUUGUCAAGAAUUCGAUUUAUAAACACUUUGGUGCAUACUUGGCAACUGAUAGUCAAGAAAUUCCCUUUAAUUUCUGAUAAUUCUGAAGAAGUGAAGGGCACAAAUUAUUUCUUGUUCAGAAUUUUGGAACUCUUCAUUUUGAGGAAUGUUUCUGAAUUAACUAUGGAGAUGCACAGUGGUCUUACCCAAUUACUAUCUCUUCCAUUCCUUGAACAACUUGCAAAAUCAUCUUUUCUACACAGGUUUGAGGAUCCUGCAACACUGAAAGUUCUUCAAAGUAUGCUUGCUUUGCUAUCUGAAGGGAAAUUCUCAUGCAUUAUACUUCUGCAGUUGCUGGUUGAGCACUCUCAGUUUGCAUCUUCUAUACAAUCUGCCUUCAAGUCAUCUGGUUGUUCUCAGGCUGGUGUGAUUUUUAGGCCUAUGUCCAGCAUUCUGAGAUCACUCGUCAUUCCUUUUACUGACCAUAAUGUACUUGAUGGCAAGAUCAACCCUCAAACAUCUGGGUACAUGAAACAGAUGGAAGUUAUUAAGUUACUUAGAAUACUCUUCCGCUUCAGGGCUAAUCAGUGGGACUUUGGUUCUGAAAAAGACAACGGCAUAAAUUCCAAAGAACUCCUUUUUUUGCUUUUAUCUUCUUAUGGUGCAACACUCAAUGAAAUUGAUUUGGAGAUAUUAACUCUCAUGCAUGAGAUUGAAUCCACUAAUGAAUCAAACUCUGGAAGUAUUGCUGAAUUUGACUAUCUCUGGGGAAGUGCUGCUUUAAGAAUCAGGAAGGAACAGGAGCAGGCCUCAGCUGAUAAUAUCACUGACAAUAAAGCAGUUGAGGAUUUCAGAAGAAGUCAAUUUAGAGAAAACCUUCCUAUUGACCCCAAAUUGUGUGCGGCAACUGUGCUAUAUUUUCCAUAUGAUAGAACUUUUUCUGAUGGAGCGUCAUGCUCUAACAAGCUUCAGCACGAUAAUUCUGAGAACAUGCUCGAGAAGCAUUUUGCAAAUUCUGAGAAGGUGCAAAAAUAUGAUCCUGUUUUCAUCUUGCAAUUGUCAAUCCAUAGUUUAUCCAUGGGUUACAUUGAACCCGUGGAGUUUGCUAGUUUGGGCUUGCUUGCAGUUGCAUUUGUUAGCAUAUCUUCACCUGACGAUGGGAUGAGGAAAUUAGGUUAUGAGGCUCUUGGAAGAUUUAAAAUUGCGACCGAGAAGUGUCAAAGGAGGAAGGAUAUAAAGCGACUUCGGCUUCUGUUAACAUAUUUGCAAAACAGUAUUGAAGAACCCUGGCAGAGAAUUCCUUCAAUCACUGCCAUCUUUGUUGCAGAGGCUUCUUUGCUAUUGCUGGAUCCUUCACACGAUCAUUAUUCAACCAUAAGUAAGCUUUUGGUGAGCUCUCCUGGGGUGAAUAUGAAGUGUGUUCCUUUAUUUCACAAUCUUUUCAAGAGUAAUUCUGUUAAUUUCAAAACAGACAGGUUGUGGAUACUGCGUCUGUUAUAUGCUGGGCUGAAUUUAGAGGAGGAUGCUCAAAUAUACAUUAAGAAUUCCAUUCUCAAGACCCUGCUGAGUUUUUAUGCUUCUUCUCUUUCGGAUCUCGAAUCAAAGCAACUGAUCCUUCAGAUAGUGAAGAAGUCUGUGAAACUACAUAAGCUGGCCUGUUACCUCGUUGAACAUUGUGGUUUAAUUUCAUGGUUAUCGGCUGUUAUCUCAUUCUUUUGUGGGAAGCAAUGCGAAGAUCAGAGUGGUUCUUCAGUAACUCUAUUAAGUUUGGUACUAGAGGUAGUCAGUGAUGUUAUUUCAUCCAGAAGCACUGCAGAGUGGUUGCAAAACUAUGCCCUUGAGCAUCUCUCAGACCUUUCAUCUCACAUAUACAAACUAUUGGUUGGUGGCAUGGAAGUGAUGAAGGAAAGUGUUUCUUUGGCUAGUUCAAUUCUAGAAAUACUGACUUCAACAUUGAAGAUGUCACAAAAUAGGAAAAUAAUCCAGCCACAUUUUACCCUAUCAGUUGACGGUUUAUUUCAUAUAUACAAAGCUGUCGAUGUAUAUGGUGAGGCCAUAUAUAAUCCCGGAGCAGAAUUGGGACUCAGAGCUGUUCUUAUGAGCAAUCCUCCAGUUGCUAUUUUUCACAUGGAUCCACGAAAGCUUUCUAAGUUUGCUAUUUGGGCAAUUUCAACUGCUUUAUGGUCAGAUUCUAAAAGUGCGAUGCAGUCGAAAGAAUUUUUUCAGAAUUUCACUAUUUUUUCAGAGGAUGAGCAACAUGAAGAUUCUUUAAUAUCAAAACUUUUACGCUGGUUGACUGCUUCAGUAAUCCAUGGAAGGCUUUCAUGCAAUUCAAGUAAUUUGGACUCCAUUCAAUUUUCUGAAAGAUCAAACCUGAAAGCACUGCAAUCUUUUCUUGAAAGCAUUGAGAAAGGAUGUGCAGAAAACAACAAAACUGAUUUUGGCUGUGAAGAGACAUUAGCUACUACAAUCUUCUACCUGCAGCAGCUUCUUGGCAUUAACUGCAGCUUGCUUCCAUCUGUUGUCUCUGCACUUUGUCUCCUGCUUUUUUCUGAUGCUUCCUAUGUAGCAGGAACGGAAUUCCUGAUUGGCCAUGAGCAUCCUGUGGCAUCACUGUUGACAAGGAUACGUUGCCCAGCUGAAGCUAAUCCUUCUUGGAGAUGGUCAUUCUACCAACCCUGGAAGGAUGAUGAUUCAGUUGAUCUUAGUGAUUCAGAGAAGAUGGAUGAAGUUCAUGCUUGCCAAACUCUUUUAGUGAUAAUUGCAAAUGUGCUCAAGAAGAAUUCAUCAGAUUUGCAGGUUCUUUCGUAUCAAGAUUUGGAGGAUUGUGGUGUAUUUAAAUGGGAAAGAUGUAUUCUUGAAACCGAAUGAUGUAUUGGGUAAAUGGUAAUUCCAUCUAUUUUUCCAAAUCACUCAAAAGUGGUGAAAGUCCAGUUUUUUAUUUUUUUCAUUUUAUUUUUCCUGCUGCAUGGAAUUAGUAAAAUUGGAGAAAAACAAGUUAAACAACUCACAAAAUUCAAGUUAAACAACUCACAAAAUUGAAUUAAAUU
Messenger RNA from Cornus florida, 8118 nucleotides. RefSeq lists its product as uncharacterized. The record is from RefSeq and is a predicted model, not a curated record. NCBI's taxonomy places the organism in Eukaryota, Viridiplantae, Streptophyta, Magnoliopsida, Cornales, Cornaceae. Gene Ontology annotation, biological process: maturation of LSU-rRNA from tricistronic rRNA transcript (SSU-rRNA, 5.8S rRNA, LSU-rRNA); maturation of 5.8S rRNA from tricistronic rRNA transcript (SSU-rRNA, 5.8S rRNA, LSU-rRNA). Gene Ontology annotation, cellular component: nucleolus. The coding region runs from base 140 to 7939 and encodes 2599 amino acids. The transcript has 14 exons.